Molecule: messenger RNA, 1401 nt
Organism: Durusdinium trenchii
Lineage: Eukaryota; Dinophyceae; Suessiales; Symbiodiniaceae
Source: the annotation of a GenBank genome assembly
AUAUAAGUAAUGCUUAUUUGGCCAUAGGCAUUAUAUACUGUUACUUGGAAGGGGAAUCCAGAGUCUUUUUCAGUGGCUUUACUGUUGGAAGAAUCCAGCGUUGCAGUUGGGGAUUUCUCCUGAUGAUGGGGUCGACUCUACUUUUGAUGGCCACGGUUGUAUAGUCGUUUUUAUUUUUCACACUUGAAACCAGGAUCGCAAGUCGGUGUAGAAGAAUCAAACACUUUUAGCUGAGGUCGGAGAGUUGUUGUUUCUCUUUCUUUCUGGAAGAAAGUGUGUGAGUGUUGCGGAACGUAUCUUUCUCUCAUCUCCCCUUCCACGGGUUUGGUACACACCCUGGCGGCUUGCAGCCUGUUUGCAGCUCAGACAGAAGCACUGCUCUUUGCAUCCAUUGGGCUGUUUCGUCCAUGAGCACCCAAGAAAGAAGGUGCUUUCCAAAUCUCCCAGAUGACCAUCCACUGAAGACAGCCGAGAUGACCAGAGAAAAUGCGGCCCAGUGGUUUGGAAACCCAUUUGCUUCAGACAUUGAGCUGCAUUGCGCUGAUGGCCGCGUAUUUUUUCUACACAAAUGCUUUGUCACCGACUCCAGCGAUUUAUUGAAAUCUCUUCUGGAUGAUACUGAAGGACUUCCUGGCUAUACAGUUAAAGCGUCGGACAAAAUAUGCAGCCGUCGCUUGGAGCCUAUCUUCCGAUGGAUGUAUACUCAGCAAAAAGAUGCAAUCAAUGCUUCCAACUGCAUCAGCAUGAUCCGCGAGGCAAAAUACUUACAGAUGCACACAGAUUUUCUGGACAUGCUUCGGCAAACAUUUGUUGCCGCUUGGAAAACGACUCGAUGCAUGGACUUGCUUGAGUCUCUUCCAGAGCAAGCAGCAGACUUUUCAUCUCAGGAGUUCUUACAGCUCCUGGAUGACUGCGUUCUUCCACCUGAAGCACACGUGAGGCUGCUCUUCAAUUGGUCGAGGUGCAACAAGAUCUCCGGCGAAGAGUUGGCGCAGCUUCGACAACACACACGCGAGGCUGCUCCCCUUUGCGGUUUAGCCUUGCUUGAAGAGAUUUGCGAUCAAUCACCUGAAGAUUUCGAUAACCUUUUCUCAGCAUCUGCGCUGGUAGAACGCAAUCGAAAGCUGAAUAAAGAGGAGGGACGUUUCAAGGUAUCUUGCAGGAACUGCAAAAAAACACUUUGAGACAAAGAAGCAGGCUGAUGCAGAUCCAUGCUGGCUAAUUGUAUCGCUGCAUGGCAAUGACACAUUUGUGAGCAAAAAGGGAAACACCAUCUGUGCCAACUGCAAAAGAAGGGUCUUUGAUUCAGCGCCCACAUGUGUGAAGCGUGUGAAGCAAGUGCAUAGCUGGGAGGUGACAUGAAACAGAUAGAAUAUUUGACUUGGAAGACCAAAAGUGAGG